AUGCCAAAGAAGAGAGCUUCCAACGGUAGAAACAAGAAGGGUAGAGGUCACGUCAAACCAGUCAGAUGUGUCAACUGUUCCAAAUCUGUUCCAAAGGACAAGGCCAUCAAGAGAAUGGCUAUCAGAAACAUCGUUGAAGCCGCUGCUGUCAGAGAUUUGUCUGAAGCUUCCGUCUACGCUGAAUACGCUUUACCAAAGACCUACAACAAGUUGCACUACUGUGUCUCUUGUGCUAUUCACGCCAGAAUCGUUAGAGUCAGAUCCAGAUCCGACAGAAGAAUCAGAACUCCUCCACAAAGAGCUAGAUUCAACAGAGAAUCCAGAGUCUCUCCAGCUGAUGCCGCCAAGAAAGCCAACUAA
This is a messenger RNA of Henningerozyma blattae CBS 6284, 360 nucleotides long. RefSeq names its product 40S ribosomal protein eS26 (gene RPS26A). Gene Ontology annotation, biological process: translation. Bases 1 to 360 code for a protein of 119 amino acids. The record is from RefSeq and is a predicted model, not a curated record. Gene Ontology annotation, molecular function: mRNA binding; structural constituent of ribosome. The transcript has a single exon. Gene Ontology annotation, cellular component: cytosolic small ribosomal subunit; ribosome. Lineage: Eukaryota; Fungi; Ascomycota; Saccharomycetes; Saccharomycetales; Saccharomycetaceae.